AUGGAUACCACCACUAACCGAAGUCCGGACCGUUUCAGAACUAAGGCACUCCAGCCAGUAGAGGAAUGUGCCGUUCCGGGAUUGAGGGCCGUCUUCGUCCUUGUGCUGGCCGUUGAAAAUGUCGUGAGCUCUUACCAGGUGGAGGAUGGUCCCGGUAAGGUAUACGAGAUGAGGUGCCCAAGAGACAAGAGCCGUGAGGGAAGCAAGUCGCCGUGUAGGAAUGGGCUCCGGGGAGGAUCGGCAGUUGUUCCUUCCACGCGGUGCGGACCGUCUCCAUCACUCAUUUCCAACUCUUUCGACAAGGACGACCCCAAUCACACUCGACAUAUGCCACAACCUCUUCGACCCACCAUGCCAGCUACGCGAUCUGUAGCACUGGAUCAUUCGCGCGCUGUUGCUGCCAUGCUCGCUGCAGCACCUCAAGCUCACCGACACCAUGGCGAUUUACACACCAAAGAAGGGCAGGAUUGA
This is a messenger RNA of Ramularia collo-cygni, 471 nucleotides long. RefSeq lists its product as uncharacterized. The transcript has a single exon. The record is from RefSeq and is a predicted model, not a curated record. Lineage: Eukaryota; Fungi; Ascomycota; Dothideomycetes; Mycosphaerellales; Mycosphaerellaceae. Bases 1 to 471 code for a protein of 156 amino acids.